AUGGGCCGUGAUUUAAUUAACUUAGAUAAUGUUUACGCCAACAAUCUAGGUAUGCUGGAGAAGAUAUGCAAGACCGUGAAUCCAUCAAUUGAAUAUCCAGAUAACUUCUUCGAUGAAUUAUUCCCAAAGGAUACCAAGAAAGAUACAUUUUUUGCUCAAUUGGCUUACUACAGUGAAAUCCCAGUUGGUGCUUGUAAAGCCAAACUAUAUCCCAAGAAGAAAGGUGACGCUUAUCCAAAGGGUGUCCACAUCGAAGUUUUGGCUGUAUUGGAUCAAUACCAAAACAACCAGAUAGAAACUAAAUUUUUAACCUAUAUAUUUGAAGAGUGCAAGAAACACCAUCAACAUAAUGUUUACAUUCAUGUACCAGUCAAUUCUAACAACAUACUUGAUUGGUAUAAGGAUAACGGUUUUGAAUCAGAAGGUGAGCCAUUGAAGGAAUUGUUCAAUACUACAGAAGGUUCUGCUGAUGGAAUAAUGUUAAAAAAACACGUAGACUAA
Messenger RNA from Maudiozyma barnettii, 501 nucleotides. RefSeq names its product peptide alpha-N-acetyltransferase subunit NAT5. The coding region runs from base 1 to 501 and encodes 166 amino acids. The transcript has a single exon. Gene Ontology annotation, cellular component: NatA complex. Gene Ontology annotation, molecular function: acyltransferase activity, transferring groups other than amino-acyl groups. Gene Ontology annotation, biological process: mitotic sister chromatid cohesion. The record is from RefSeq and is a predicted model, not a curated record. NCBI's taxonomy places the organism in Eukaryota, Fungi, Ascomycota, Saccharomycetes, Saccharomycetales, Saccharomycetaceae.